Messenger RNA from Chrysemys picta bellii (western painted turtle), 654 nucleotides. NCBI's taxonomy places the organism in Eukaryota, Metazoa, Chordata, Testudines, Emydidae. The record is from RefSeq and is a predicted model, not a curated record.
AUGCUGAUGCAUCCACCAGGCAUCGUGCGGAGGAGUCCGCACCCCUUCCCCGAAUGCAUCAGCGACUUCGCCUUCGCCGGCUGGAUCCCGGUCAUCGGGGAGCUGCAGAAACUGCUGGGGCAGGGGGAGUACAACCCCUUGUGCCCUGCCCCCCUCUUUGAGAGCAACUUCCUGCAGGUGACCAAGCGGGGCGAGCUGGUGGAUCUGCACAACCGCGCCAGCCUGGUGACCCUGGGCAUCGCCGCCACCAGCCCCGCCCUGCUCCUGCCCGACGUCAUGAUCAUCGCCCGCCCCACGGAGAGGCCCCAGGGGGAGCCGUUGGGCCCCAGGGGGGCUCACGUCCGGCCGGGGCUGGAGCUGACCCGGCUGAUCCCACUGGAGCUGGUGAGCCUCUACCUGCAUGACCUGGGGGAGCAGCGGCUGAAGUUGCGCCUGGCCACGGGGCGUGUCUACUACCUGCAGCUCUGCGCCCCCCGGGGGGAGGAGCGCCCGCUCUUCGCCCGCUGGCUACGCCUCAUCUACCUGCUGAGGGCCCCCUCGGACAGCUGGGCCAGCAUCCCCUCCUGGCACACCGCCGACCUGCGCGGGCGCAGCGCCAAGGCAGAACGUAGGGGGACAGGGGUCCGGACGCCCCACAUCACCCAGCAUAGGUAG